AUGGAGGCACUAUUAUCAAAAUAUGGGGUUCAUCAUCGUAUAGCAACAGCCUACCAUCCCCAAACGAACUGCCUAGCAGAGGUUUCAAACAGGGAGAUCAAGUCAAUUUUGGAAAAAACGGUUCGACCCAACCGUAAGGAUUGGAGUCUUCGGCUCAAUGAUGCACUUUGGGCCUAUUGGACAGCAUAUAAGGGACCAAUUGGCAUAACCCCGUAUCGACUUGUUUUUGGAAAAGCAUGUCAUCUACUAGUAGAAUUGGAGCAUAAAGCUUAUUGGGCUAUUCGACAAUGUAACAUGGAGUUAGAGCCCGCAGGGAAGGCAAGGAAAUUGGACAUUCAAGAAUUGGAGGAAAUGAGCAAUGAUGCCUAUGAGAAUGCUCGAAUUUAUAAAGACAAAACAAAGUUGUUUCAUGACAAAAAUAUAGUUUAG
Molecule: messenger RNA, 429 nt
Organism: Gossypium arboreum
Lineage: Eukaryota; Viridiplantae; Streptophyta; Magnoliopsida; Malvales; Malvaceae
Exons: 1
Coding region: 1-429 (142 amino acids)
Molecular function (GO): nucleic acid binding
Source: RefSeq, a predicted model, not a curated record